UCCGACGUCAAAUUGGUGUAUAAGGUGACCAGUAACCGUUCGUCGUGUUCAGCACAUGUGUUUAGUGACGUUGCUGGAAUUGAAGGAAAAUUAAGAUUGCGAUAAAAUCGCAAAAUUUGAUCACGCGAAUCGCGUUGAUUGUAGAUAUGAAGUUGUCGGUCAUCAUGGAAUAGAUUAGCAGAAUUUGCAACAGUAUACGUAGUCGUAAAUUCAAAACAGAAUAUGAAGUCGUAGGAGGUAGUAAAUCUUUAUAUUAGUGUCCUUUAACUACACGACGUUUCUUCUGUGUACGUUUCUGGUCACCGUUUAGCAUUCUUGGAGCCGAAGUGAUUGAGUGUUGGUUACGCCCGCGAUUGAAGACCUUCGUCGAUCUCAUCAUGGUGAUCCAUAUCUGACACCUGAUAAGAUCUCAGAUUGAUCUUGAUCGAUCGAGCGAGAUGUACGUUCUAGGUGUGCCUCUCUAGGUGUGCCGGAACGUGGAUGAUUUGCAUUGAGCAUAAUCUAAUUUCGAUUCAUUAUCGAAUUCAAGGUGCAGCGCCCAGUCUCAAUCCAUCAAGAUGAUCAAUGAUGAGUGUGUGUGUAGGUGAUGUCGGGUUUCGAGAUGAUGCCGAGUGCCAACACAGUCUCAAGUCCCGUUGAAGCCUGUUUAUAACCCUUUCGAUCGUUAGUCGCACAGAUGCUCCAGUGAGGAGCAUAAAGACAAUGAAGAAGAGGUCUCACGAUUGAAGCUAGAACGAGUCCCCGAUGCUCGGGUCCAUGUGUCUGUAUGUGUGCUUUUAAAAUGUUUACCUAUCGCGGUGCUGUUUUGUCACCCGCUCUCGGGGUGUCUGGGUGUCUCUUUCGCUUUAGUCACCAACGGCCAACUCGUCUUAUCUCGAUUACGACGCAGGGCAAGUAGGCUAUAAAGGCCGUUGAUGGUGUGCGAUCCGGACCACACAAUUGGUCAUCGUGUGUCGUUCCUCUGAAGAUAGUUGCGCAUCUGAUCUGUCGCCGGAAACAACGAUGUCCUCGCGGUGGUGCUGGUGGCUGGUGUUUGCGGCGUGUCCAAUGUUUGUGUUGCUCUCGGAAACGGCUGGAUUAGUAAAAGUAUCUGACGAGCCGCCGCUCUUCCCGGUGACUAUCAUUCACGUGAACGACUUCCAUGCUCGGUACGAGCAGACGAACGAGCGAUCGACGCGCUGCAAACCCGACGAAGGCGAACGGUGUAUCGGUGGGUACGCCCGGAUUGUGUCGCGUGUAAAAUCCCUCCGGCAGGAGUACGCCGAUCGGAAUCCGAUCUACCUGAACGCGGGCGACAACUACCAGGGAACGCUCUGGUACACGUUGCUGCGCUGGAAUGUGACCGCGCACUUCCUCAAUCUGCUACCGGCCGACGUGAUGACGCUGGGCAACCACGAGUUUGAGCAUGGAAUUGCCGGAUUGGUUCCGUUUCUGGAUGUGAUCCGGAGCCCGAUCGUGGUGGCGAACAUUGACGAUCGCGAGGAACCGGCAUUGCAGGGCAAGUACCAGAAAUCGAUUGUGCUCGAGCGUGGUGGUCGUCGGAUCGGAAUCGUCGGUGUUAUCCAUCAUCUGACGCACACGAUGGGUAUGACGGAGAAGGUACGAUUCCUGGAUGAGGUGGAGCAGCUGCGGACAGAAAUUGAGCAUCUGAGAAAGACGGGCGUCGAUCUGAUUAUCGUACUGUCUCACUGUGGCCUGGAGAUUGAUCGUAAAAUUGCUCGUGAGUUGCCGGAGGUGGACGUGAUCGUCGGUGGUCACUCACAUACGUUCCUGUACAACGGUACAACGGAGACGUUCCCAGAUCGGGCCGAGGAUACCUAUCCGGUUGUGGUAGAGCAUGAAGCAGCAGGAGAACGUCACCGUCGCACACUGAUCGUACAGGCCGCUUCGUAUGCGAAGUACGUUGGCCGCAUCACCGUGUACUUCGAUACGAACGGUGACAUCGUCGAAUGGGACGGUAAUCCCGAGUUUCUAGACGAAUCCGUACCACAGGAUGAGGAGGUGCGCCGUGAACUGGUACCGUGGCGGGAGCAGGUUGAUGUGCAGGCCAACCGUCAAAUCGGUUACUCGGCUGUCGCACUCUCGCGGGAUGAGUGUGCCUGGAGUGAGUGUAAUUUUGGUAACUUUAUGACCGACGGUUACAUCGCGCAUUACGCGACGGAGAGUGCGAAACAUCCGACGGUGGGUGCGUGGAGCGAGGUGGCCAUUGCCAUUAACACGGGCGGUGGCAUGCGAACAUCGCUCAGUGCCGGUAAUCUAACCUUCGACGACCUGGUGACCGCGGUUCCGUUCGAGGACACGGUCGAUAGUUUCGAUCUGCUUGGGCGUCACUUGUUGGAGGUGUUCGAGCACAGUGCGAGCCGGUACGGUAAGACGGAUAUGAUGCAGGUUUCCGGAUUGAAGGUGGUGUACGACAUACGGCGCCCGGAGGGUACGAGGGUUUUGUCGAUUGAUGUCCGUUGUAAGCACUGCGCGGUGCCGAGAUACGAACCGCUCGAGAUGGAUCGUGUGUACCGCGUGGCUACCGGGACGUACAUCCGGAAUGGAGGUAGCGGGUAUACGAUGAUUCCGGAGCAUGCGACCAAUCUACGCGUCGGACCGGUUGAUGUUAGCGUCUUGGAGGAAUACGUGAGGAAGAUGAGUCCCGUCACUUGCGGUACGGAAGGUCGCAUCGUCGUUAUCACGUAAACAAAAUCGAACGCGAAAUCACGGAAACAAAAUUGGACGAAAAUUAAUCUAAAUCACAUGUUUAUUAAUUCGUUUAGACAUAUGUAAAAG
This is a messenger RNA of Anopheles darlingi, 2778 nucleotides long. RefSeq names its product apyrase-like. Gene Ontology annotation, cellular component: plasma membrane. The record is from RefSeq and is a predicted model, not a curated record. Lineage: Eukaryota; Metazoa; Arthropoda; Insecta; Diptera; Culicidae. The coding region runs from base 1003 to 2688 and encodes 561 amino acids. Gene Ontology annotation, biological process: AMP catabolic process. Gene Ontology annotation, molecular function: 5'-nucleotidase activity. The transcript has a single exon.